Candidula unifasciata is the source of this 1665-nucleotide messenger RNA. NCBI's taxonomy places the organism in Eukaryota, Metazoa, Mollusca, Gastropoda, Stylommatophora, Geomitridae. The record is from the annotation of a GenBank genome assembly.
AUUAUAACAGAGUUUUGGCUCAACCAAAAUACAUUCAGUGGUGGCGACAGGCUGCAAUCUUUCUCUGGUGGAUUUCAGCUGUCCACAAUGUACCAAAGCGACACAUUUAGAACAGCUUUUGAACAUUUCAUGCCGACUGUGAACCAUGUGAAGAUGGUCAGACUGCUGGUCAAGUACCUCCAUUGUUUCGCUAACAGUACCACCUCGAUUGUCACCUCCUCUUAUCAGUCAUCAAUCCAGUCACCGCUGGACCAGUUUAAGAGAUCGGUGAUUCCUCACAUCCUUCAGAAACCACUCUACACAUUCCUGCGGCAUGCCUUUGAGCGCUGGCCUCUGGACUCAUGCUUUAGGAUGGUCCUGGAGACGUGGCUGAGCUACAUCCAGCCCUGGAGGUACACAGACUACAGAAGCAUUGCUGUCAGCAGAGGACAGCCUUCUGAAGUGGAGAUUGGCAAAGAAGUGGACAACAAGUGGAGCCAUUUUGUGGAAGACAAUUUGCUAUUCUACACAGUUCUGCUGCGAGAGUUCAUCCCGCGUAUUUACAGAAUGGACCUGACUUCUCCCUACAGUGCCUACAUGGUCUACCGAGUUUCCAGGAUAUUGAGUCUUCCAAACCUGCCCAAUUUGAUCUUACAAGCUGAACAGAAACUGUUUGGAGGUUCCGGCACACAAGCAGACUUGGGCGGCAGCUACCUGUCCAACCAGACAGUGUACCUGUCCAUGGUGACUCCGCCCCAGAUGGUUGAACUCGAGGGUGCCAACUUCCACUACGUGUCGUUCUUUAGUGAAAAUAUGAAGUACAAUGUGAUGAAGGUGAUUUCCCAGUUGACUGAGGCUUUAGAGACAGUCCGAGCCAGACAAAACAAGGAGUUGACUGCUGCCAAGCCGGAGCAGAAGUCCGGAUUCUUUUCCUUUCUCUUCAGCUCCGGGAGGGACCGUAAUAUUUAUCAGGGUCCGGAAUACAGGCGUCUGCCGGUACAUCUGGAGCAGGCCAUUCUCAAGCUUUGUUACAUAUUUUCUAUCCCUACGCCAGGAACUAUUUUUCUGUCCAGCAAUAACCAGAGCAUAGACAGUUCCAUGUCAAACGAAUCCAUUUAUUUAACGGAAGAGGAUAAUCCGCUUCCAGACUGUGUCCAAACAGAGGCUGGUUUAAAACUCACGGACAUUGGCAGGAGACAGUUGAUAAACCGCGAGAAGAAGUUUACCAAUUUCUAUGUUGGAGAUCCCGACCUGCUGCCAGUGAGAAGUUAUGAGAACGCCACAUUGGUUCGGAUGUUGUUUUAUUUCUGCUCGUUCGUCAAUUCAUACUUCAAUGCCGAAUUCAACGCUCUGUACAACCGACAGGAUUUUAUUGGACACUUUGCCCGUGUGUUUCUUAUAUCUCCGUCUGCUGCUGAAGAAAUGCAGCAGAAAAUUAGGUCACCAGUAUCCAAGAAAGCCGCAGAAUUAACCAGGUCACACCAAGCCCGGAUAUCCCUUCGCUUCCUGGCAAACUACCACACUAUGCUUCAUAUUGGCAUCAUGUAUUUGGUUCUGUCCUAUCUGCUGGGGGUUGGGCUUCUCGGGUUUGUGGCCAUCCUAUUGAGCCUUGUCUUUCUGUAUGGAACUUUACUUGCCUGUGUGAGGUCACUUAAGUCAAGGACAGAGAGCAGUAAAUCCCCUUGA